CCCCGCGGGGUGAUGCUGCAGCCGCCGCAGCCGCGGGCCGGGGGCUGCCGGGCGGGGACCCGAGCUGCGCGCGGGCCAGGCAGGAGCCCGGCCUCGGAGAGGGAUGCCUCCCGUCUCGACCCACAGGAACACCCACCGGCCCCCCCUACGAUGAUCCCCCCGGCGAGCAGCACCCCUCCAGGAGAGGCCCUGUUCCCCAGUUUGGCUCCUCAGGACUUCUGGAGGUCUCAGAUCUCGGGCUACUCGGGGUCCGUGACCCGGCAUAUCAGCCACCGGGCCAACAACUUCAAACGACACCCCAAGAGGAGGAAGUGCAUUCGCCCCUCCCCACCCCCACCCCCCAACACCCCAUGUCCGAUCGAGCUGGUGGACUUUGGGGACCUGCACCCCCAGAGGUCCUUCCGGGAGCUGCUCUUCAACGGCUGUAUUCUCUUUGGCAUCGAGUUCAGCUAUGCCAUGGAGACCGCGUACGUGACCCCAGUGCUCCUACAGAUGGGCUUGCCCGACCAGCUCUACAGUCUGGUGUGGUUCAUCAGCCCCAUCCUCGGAUUCCUACUGCAGCCACUGUUGGGUGCUUGGAGUGACCGAUGUACCUCAAGGUUUGGAAGGAGACGCCCUUUCAUUCUUGUCCUGGCUAUAGGGGCGUUGCUGGGCCUCUCGCUCCUGCUCAAUGGCAGGGACCUGGGCACGGCGCUGGCCGACUCGGCCGACAACCACAAGUGGGGCCUCCUCCUCACCGUGUGCGGGGUGGUGCUCAUGGACUUCAGCGCUGACUCUGCGGACAACCCCAGCCACGCCUACAUGAUGGACGUGUGCAGCCCCGCCGACCAGGACCGCGGCCUCAACAUCCACGCGCUGCUGGCAGGCCUCGGAGGAGGAUUCGGAUAUGUGGUUGGGGGCAUCCACUGGGACAAAACCAGCUUCGGAAGAGCCCUGGGCGGGCAGCUGAGGGUUAUCUACAUCUUCACCGCGGUCACCCUGAGCAUCACCACCGUCCUGACCCUGGUCAGCAUCCCCGAGAGACCCCUGCGGCCCCCCGGCGAGAAGAAGGCCACCAUGAAGAGCCCCAGCCUCCCGCUGCCGCCCUCCCCGCCCCUGCUGUACGAGGAAGGGGCCGGCGAGCCCCUCCCCUGUCCCCCGGCCACCAGCCUGUACACCAGCUUCUCCAGCCCCAUCUCGCCGCUCAGCCCCCUCACGCCCAAGUACGGCAGCUUCACCAGCAGGGACGGCUCCCUGACGGGUAUCAACGAGUUUGCCUCGUCCUUCGCCACCUCCAACAUCGACAGCGUGCUCAUCGACUGCUUCACGGGCGGCCCCGACCCCUACCUGGCCAUCCCGGGCAGCGCCCCGCGGCCGGCCAUCAGCGUCAGCUUCCCGCGGGCCCCCGACGGCUUCUACCGCCAGGACCGCGGCCUCGGGGACAGGCGGGAGGCGGCCCUGGCCGCGGGCCCCGAUGGGGACGUGCUGAGGGUGGGCUCCCUGGACGCCCCCAAGCCACGAUCGGCCGGGAUCCUGAAGAGACCCCAGACCUUGGCCAUCCCGGACGCGGCCGGAGGAGGGGGUCCCGAAACCAGCCGGAGGAGGAACGUGACCUUCAGUCAGCAGGUGGCAAAUAUCUUACUGAACGGCGUGAAGUACGAGAGCGAGCUGGCGGGCUCCGGCGAGACGGCGGGGCAGCCCCUGUCCAUGAGGCACCUCUGCUUCACCAUCUGCCACAUGCCCAAGGCCCUUCGCAAUCUCUGCAUCAACCACUUCCUGGGGUGGCUCUCGUUCGAGGGGCUGCUGCUCUUCUACACGGACUUCAUGGGUGAGGUGGUGUUUCAGGGAGACCCCAAAGCCCCGCACACGUCGGAGGAGUAUCAGAAAUACAACAGCGGAGUCACCAUGGGCUGCUGGGGGAUGUGCAUUUACGCAUUCAGCGCUGCCUUCUACUCAGCCAUUCUCGAGAAGCUGGAAGAACACCUCAGCAUCCGCACACUGUACUUCAUUGCCUACCUGGCCUUCGGCCUGGGGACCGGGCUCGCUACCCUGUCCAGGAACCUCUACGUGGUCCUGUCCCUCUGCAUAACCUACGGGAUUUUAUUUUCCACCCUGUGCACCCUGCCCUACUCACUCCUGUGCGAUUACUACCAGAACAAAAAGCCACUCAUCCAUCCGCCGGUCCAUCCAUCCAUCCGCCCUACAGAUAGCCAUCGAGUGCCCUGGGUGUGCAGGCAGUGGUAGGUGCUGGGGAGCUGCGAGCAAGUCUCCGCCCUCGUGGAGCUGGUGUAGGAAGAGAGGCAGAUCACGCACUGAGUUUCUGUGCCCAAGGAUGGCGGUAAGUGCUGUGCCCACGAGCAGGGCAGGAGGACGGGGUGACGGGGUUGGGGAGUGGCCUACGCCAGGGAGAAGGGCAGUGCCCUGGUGAAGAGAGGAAGCCAUCUGAGAACUGAGAUGGCAACUUGCUUGGUGUGUUCGAGGGAUCGUAGGCUCCGAAACGCUUGGGUCGCAGCACGUCGGGGAGGGUGGGAACCUCACGAAAGCGGAGCAGAUGCCCCGGUGAACGCAGCUCUGCCCUCUGACUUGCCCCACCCCCUGGCACCCGCCAUCUUCCAGUUGAUGGACCUGCAUGAAUCUCUGACUUCUUGCGUCAAGGUCUUUCGCCAUGUGGCUUCUCAUCAUCUUCCAUCACUCGACGCCCCGAGCUGGCCCGUGCAGCCGGGCAGGCUCUUCUCCCCGAGCUGUGAGUGCUGGCCGUGUGUACCGGGCGGGGUGGGUCGGGCCGGUCACUGUUGUACCUGCCCACUGCAUGGAGCUGGGCCUGGCCCCCAGCACCCUCACUGCACGGUCCCUAUAUUCUGGGGCCACAUAGGGGACACUGAUCACAAGUCCCCCAAAAGCAACGGGGAUCCUGGGCCCGCCUCUGAGGAGAGUCUGAGGUUUAUGGGCGGCUAACAUGUCUGGUCAUCUUUCUGACAAGUCAGGGACAGUAGGUGUAAAACCCCCAACCCUCUGCGGGGCACCUUACCCAUCCCCCAACGCGAGCCACGGCCUCCGCAGUGCCAUUGUCUACUGAGGUGGCUCCUGUGGGGUCCCUGGAGUCCAGGCCCCUGCUCUCUGUGCCCCCAGAUGUGGCCCAGGAUCUCUGCCCACUUCCCUGCCUCCGAGCUACCCUCCCCGUCCAACCUCCACCCUGCAGCUGGGGGAGCUAUAAACAUGCCUCAGUGCACCCCUUUCCUCUUAACACUUUCGGGGGCCUUCUCAGAGCCUAAGAAACCAGGUCUAAACUCCUCCCGCCCCACCUGGGCCCUGCCUGUCGUCCCAAGCCCAUGGCCUUCUGUACGGCUCCAGCCCCCAGGACUCCAGCCAGAUUCUGCUCUGCCACAGACGUACUCCGAGCCUGUGCUCAUGCUCUUCUCACAGGUGAGGACUUUCUUCCUCUUCGCUGCCCAUCAUCUUCUGAGUCAUCGACUUAGAUCGUCUAACAUGCCACCUCCUCUGUGCAGCCUGCCCUGGUUGGAAUCAGUUGAGUCCUCUCUCUGUGCCUUCAUGUCAUGCCAUUUUACCCUUGGUAGUUACAAGCUAAGUGAGGCCGGUCUCAUCCUCCCUGCUCCAUGUGUAGGUGAAGCAGAGAGAACUUUGGUGACUUUUCAGUCACGCAAUUCCUUUGGGCCUCCUGUUUGUCCCAUGCUUUUCCUGGGACUCCAGACUCAUCCUCCCCGCACUUAUAUUGCUUACAAGAGCUUUAGACGUUUUAGAAAAUGUGGUGUCGGAUGGCUGGCCCCUGGUCUGGGAUGCUUUUGCCCAGAAUGGUCAAAUCUUCAUGCAAGAAAGAGGGAAGAGGGAGGCUUCCCUUUCACUCCUGGCUUGCCAAAACUUAAGGCCUUCUUCCUAGAACUUUCUAUGGAAACAGAGAUUGGUCUUACACGUGGGAAUCCGCACGGAGUCAGUGGGCGGAGCAGAGCCCUGGCCGCCCUCAGGCCAGCACCCAAACGCUGCCCUUGACCUUCAGGUCUAUUCCCAGCAGAUGGCAGGGGGAGCAACCACAGGAUCCAAAGCGUGAGGCCCGGGACUCGCUGAGAUUUCCACAUCUCAGAGAAUCACUCUCCGGACUUCACAAUGGAGCUGUGAUGAUGGUGAGGAUAGUGACCACUGCUCACGGGUCCCCAAGUCCUACGAUGGGCCCUGCGGUGAGCUAAGUGCCUUCUGCAGCCUUCAGGCUUCGUCCUCGCCGGCGAGGGGGUGGAGCUGGCCCGGCUCCGUUUGGCAGGCAGACCUGGACCCGAGACGGGCGCCCUAAGUGCUUGGCCCAGGUCACACAGGGUCGCACGCUUGUACCGGGGAAUCUGACUCCAGAUCUCAUGCUGCUUAAUGUUUCUGGAGGAAAUGCUGAGCUGCCGUGGUCCUUCCCCACAGUGGGUCUUCGCCUGGCUACCGUAAGAGGAAGGGGAAGGGAAGCCUUCGCUCCGUGGGCCCGUGAUAAGACUGACGCCCUUCAAGCCACUAAAACCGGCCACUCCUGACUUGCCACUCAGCAGACUUGAAAAACCAACUCCUGUGCCUUGAUGUUGCUUGGGAAUGAACGCACCACUGCCCCUGCCCAUGGCCCACGUGUGAGCAGACACUGAGCGUGGGGCCGGGGGUCAAGUCGUGAAAGCACAGCCUUCAGCCGUCUGGUUUCUGUCUUCCCAGACUGUUGGACUAACCCUGGGCCCUGCGCUGGGAAGCAGGGACUGGGCAAGGUGGCGUUCUCACACCCAGGCGCCCUGGGCCGCAGGUUUUGAGGGAAUGUGCCAGAAGGACAACGGCCAGGGCCCGCUGUGCGCUGAGGUGCUCAGCUUCACACUACCUUCAAGUCACGCAUGCAGGGUCUGCAGGGGCGUGCUGUGCCCUCGUCCUAGCCGUGAGCAGGCUGGAGGGCCCCCGAGCACCCUCUUCCUGAAAGUCUCGGAAGAGGAGGCGCAGAUGUCCUGAGAUGGGAGCACAAUUGGGGCACAGGACCCUUAGGGCAGUGGCAGCUCAGGGGCACUCUCCGGGGAACUUCUAGGGCCAUCAUGCUGGGAAUCACCACUGCUGAGGUGAUCACGGGGUGAUCGCCACUCAGCCAAUGUCUGCUGAGCACCUACGUACGGCCCAGCGGGGGGAAUGCAGCUGAAAACCACAGAGAAGCACCUCCUGUCCUCCCAACAGCCUUUCCCUGCCAUCACAUCCAUUCUGCGCCCUGCCCAUGCCACCCACAGCCCCCAGCCCCCAUCUCUUUCCCAUGGUCCGGCUGUGACCUGUUCCAGUUGCCCCUUGCCCAGACCGCCCCACCCCUCCUCUCUGGCUGCUUGGCUCCAGGAAACAUCUAUUCUUUUACAAAAUACGCAUCACCAUUCCUACACACCUCUCCCCUACAUCGCAGGGGUGGGGACCUUCGGUGCCUGCGGGCAGAGCGGCGGAAGAACGGCGCCAGGGCUUUACAGAUGCUGCCACCUGGUGGUCAGGACCAGGAGCGGUCGCGAGGACCAAGGUGCCGCAGAGCCCGUGCAAAAACUAAGGGGAGCCGGGGCGACCUGGAGUGACAGCUGGUGGACAGGCACGCAGGAGACUUCAGGUCUUAAACACCAUGCCCUCCAUAGGCCGGAAGGGUCUUCUAAGAAGUGCCUUCAGGUCUUUCUAAUCUAAUUCACUACGCUGGGUGUCCCACACCCUAGGGGUUCAACAGAGGCCACCACCGUAAAGCAGAUCCCCCCUCCCUGCCCAAACAUCGAAGAAUGGGGCAGACCAGGGCCGGAGCCAGAGGGGCUGUGAGAUCCCAGAGCAGGCCCAGGUGGUCAGGGGGAGGCGGGAUUGGGAGACACUUGAGGGAGAAAGAGGGGUCACUUCAGGUGCCCCAGUAGUGACCAGCUCCCUGGAUGGGGCCAAGGCCCUUCCAUCUCAUCACCCAUGCCUACGACUCAACACCACAUCCGGUCAGUGCACCGAGGAGCCUCCCUCUGGGGGAGCCUGUUCACUCAGCAAACAUUUGCAAAGCAAGUGCCUUCCACACACUGGGACCUGGUCGGGGCGGGGGGAUGCGGGCGCAGCUUCUGCAGCCUGGGUCCCCAAUACGCCAGAAGAAAACAAUCACACACGACUUGGAAGCUGGUCCUGGUGAAGACAGCUACCAGAGGAGCUGCCUUGGGUGGGUCAGAGAAUCGGAGUCCGGAACGCGAGCUGCCAGAGCCCCCAGGGCAGCUGGGAACCCAGUGAGGACCCAGGGAAAGGACACCUCAGAUACCGAGACCUCCAGGGGCCAAAAAUGCAGGACAGAGGCCAGGGAGGGUGGGCAAGUCCCGUGGUAAAUGCGGGCUCCAGCCACAAGAGGCUCUGUAGAUCUGACGGCUGGACCCCCGCCAGGCCCUUCCUCCCACCGGGGGUCCCAGGACUCCAGGGAGCUCACUCUCCUGCAGCCCGAGGAGUCCAACCAGACAGCCAACCCCGCGGCCGCCUCCCCGGCAGGCUCGUCUGGCUGAUUCUCCCUGGGAGGGGGCAGGGAGGCCAAGGUGUGGUAAGGUCUGCCCCUUGGUGUCUCCACAGCUCAGGGGUCAAGUGCAGGACAGAUACUUCCACUGGUCUUGGGGCCUGUGGCUUGACCCCAGCUGUCUGGUAUAACUGGGCCUGUUCGGAUUCUACAGCCUUUGAGUCUGGGAGCCGACUGGGUUGGCCGCGAGAGGCCGAGGGUCAGAGCUGAAAUCUGUGUUGGCGCCAGAUGACACGGCUCAGGGUCUCACCGGCGAGGGAGCGACCCCCCAAAUGUCUCGUGAGCUUCCACGCAGAGGCACUCGGGCCCAACCUUCACCCUCAGCCCCUGCACCCACAACUGUUCGGCUUCACAUGCCUGGUAUUUGAGGGUCUCGCGACUCCGUGUCAACGUGGGAGGUCACUGCUGAUGCCCUGUUGUGCAUCCUUACCCCGCGGGUAAGGGGCCUCAGCCUACACAGGUGAUGCCUAGGUGAGCCGCCCGGUUCGCCUGAACUUACCACAGAGCCUUCUCAACACGGCGACCACGCACCCAGCCCUGCCAAGUGCUGUUUUCGUAACUCCCGCUUCUCAGCCCCCUGACCAGAGGGGCUGCUGAGCCACCAUGCCCAAGCUGAGGAUCCACCCACAGGGACUCCAGUGCCAGUUCAUCCAAGCAGCAAGAGGCCAGGGCGCGGCCAGGGGCACGGUGGCUGGGCGGCAGACGCUUUGUCCUCCUCAUGAUCCAGAUGUCCACUGCUGCAGGCUCUCGGCCUCAGAAAGGGCGCAUGGCAGGGUGGGGACGAUGGCCACAGCUGUCCACACCUCAGAAACUAGGACCACCUGUGCAGCUCUGAUCCGAGGGUCUUUUCUGCAGCAUAAACCUAUAUAUUCAUUCAGACACGGACGCCUUAUCCUUUAACCUACUUGGAAUUUGCAGUUCAUACAUUUAGGCCUACCAAACGCUAUUUUCAUGGAGAGCGCAGUCUAGGUAAGAAGUCGGCCGCUCACCCUUCCCCCCGCACCCCCCGCCACUCCCACCCUGCCUUCGUGACCCAGGAUGAGAGUCACUUGUGCCUCCCACGUCUGCUCUGGCAGACCCCUCAACCUCACCCCCCCUAACGGGUUACCCAAGUCGCUGAGCAGGACUCCUGCUGUCAGAGAACACGGACCUGCUUCUAGGGGCAUCGGUGUGUAUGCCCCCCCGGGGUCCCCUGGCUGGCGGAACUGUCUCGUCUUCAAUUAGGUAGUGACACAAGCCGUUCCCCAGGCCUUUACCACCACUAGGCAGUGUCGGCCUCGUUUGAGGGCAGUUUAUCGAUAGGGUUGUUCUUGCUCCAUCUCCCAGGGCAUCUAGAAACCCAUAUUCCAGAUGGAAAGGCGAGCAUAUAAACUUCCAGGGAUAGCCUUGAAGCUUUAUGAAAAUGCCCUUGACAGUGUCCGGAAGUUCAGCCCGAAUCCGUUCUGAUGACUGCUGCCCCCUCACGGCCACACCCACACCCUGCAGGCCACCAGCUGGAAUGCAUCCCUUCACCGGAGGGCCACUCUGAGGGUGGGCUGGCACACGGGCAGGCCUCAGGGCGAGGCAGAGGGGGGACAGGAGGAGGAGGUGGCGGCCACUGCACCAGUGGGCAGCUCAAGACCUCUCCUCUAAGCUGGGAAGGAGCUACAUGCCUGUUCACCAUGAAGGGUGUCCACAAAUUAGAGGUGUGGGUGAGAGGCAGGGGGAGAAAGGAAUCUGAGUGAGGAGAGGGUGUCCACGGUCCCAGUGCUGUCAUCCCCCGGGCCCAUUCUGCUGCCUGGGUAAGCUCAUUGUGGGUCCCAAUGAUCUCAAGCCAGCAGGUCGGAGCAUCCCUGAGAGCACUCACCACAGAAACCCUUCCUACCAGACACGGCAGGAAGAAUCUAUCCGGAAGGUGCUUUGGAGGGUAG
Molecule: messenger RNA, 8394 nt
Organism: Mirounga angustirostris (Northern elephant seal)
Lineage: Eukaryota; Metazoa; Chordata; Mammalia; Carnivora; Phocidae
Gene: SLC45A1
Product: solute carrier family 45 member 1
Exons: 9
Coding region: 13-2223 (736 amino acids)
Biological process (GO): transmembrane transport
Cellular component (GO): membrane
Molecular function (GO): sucrose:proton symporter activity
Source: RefSeq, a predicted model, not a curated record